Messenger RNA from Urocitellus parryii (Arctic ground squirrel), 954 nucleotides. RefSeq names its product olfactory receptor 52M1. Lineage: Eukaryota; Metazoa; Chordata; Mammalia; Rodentia; Sciuridae. The record is from RefSeq and is a predicted model, not a curated record. Gene Ontology annotation, molecular function: G protein-coupled receptor activity; olfactory receptor activity. Gene Ontology annotation, cellular component: plasma membrane. Gene Ontology annotation, biological process: G protein-coupled receptor signaling pathway.
AUGCUCACCUUUCAUAAUGUCUGCUCAGUGCCUAGCUCCUUCCAGCUCCUGGGCAUACCAGGUCUGGAGUCCCUGCAAAUUUGGCUCUCAAUCCCCUUUGGCUCCAUGUACCUGGUGGCUGUGGUGGGGAACAUCACCAUCCUGGCCGUGGUAAGGGUAGAACGUAGCCUGCAUCAGCCCAUGUACUUCUUCUUGUGCAUGCUGGCUAUUAUUGACCUGGUUCUGUCCACUUCUACUAUACCCAAGCUUCUGGGAAUCUUCUGGUUUGGUGCUGGCAACAUUGGCCUGGAUGCCUGCUUGAGCCAGAUGUUCCUUAUUCACUGCUUUGCCACUGUUGAGUCAGGCAUCUUCCUUGCCAUGGCUUUUGAUCGCUAUGUAGCCAUCUGCAACCCACUACGUCACACUACAGUGCUCACCCACUCAGUGGUGGGUCGUUUGGGGCUGGCUGCUCUCCUCCGAGGAGUUCUUUACAUCGGACCUCUACCUUUGAUGAUCCGUCUGCGGCUACCUCUUUACAAAACUCAUAUCAUCUCCCACUCCUACUGUGAACACAUGGCUGUGGUCACCUUGGCAUGUGGUGACAGCAGAAUCAACAAUGUCUAUGGACUGACCAUUGGUUUUCUGGUAUUGAUUGUGGACUCUGUGGCUAUUGCUGCUUCCUAUGUGAUGAUUUUCAGGGCUGUGAUGGGGCUGGCCACCCCUGAGGCCAGACUUAAAACCCUGGGGACAUGUGGUUCUCACAUUAGUGCCAUCCUGAUCUUCUACGUUCCCAUUGCCGUCUCCUCCCUCAUUCACAGGUUUGGUCACCAAGUGCCUCCUCCAAUCCACACCUUGCUGGCCAACUUUUAUCUCCUCAUUCCCCCAAUCCUCAAUCCCAUUGUGUAUUCUGUCCGGACUAAGCAGAUCCGAGAGAGGAUUUUUCAAAUCCUAAAGAUAGGAGCUAAGAUGAAAUAA